GUUUCUCGCAAUUUCGCACACUAAAACCCUUGUCAUCAUCUGCUACCUAAAAAACGCUGUUGUAGGGGAAAGCCAAAAGCGGCCAGGUUGAAAGAUUUUGAUUGCGUCAUGUCGACUUUUGCAAAACCAGAGAAUGCAUUGAAGCGUGCUGAAGAGUUGAUAAAUGUUGGGCAGAAGCAAGAUGCAUUGCAAGCUCUUCAUGAUCUGAUCACUUCGAAGAGAUACCGAGCCUGGCAAAAGCCACUGGAAAAGAUUAUGUUUAAGUAUGUAGAGCUUUGUGUCGACUUGCGGAGGGGCAGGUUUGCCAAGGAUGGUCUGAUUCAGUAUCGUAUUGUUUGCCAACAAGUGAAUGUCACUUCCUUGGAGGAGGUGAUCAAGCAUUUCAUGCAUCUGUCCACUGAGAAAGCUGAACAAGCUCGUAGUCAGUCACAAGCCCUUGAAGAAGCUCUUGAUGUGGAUGAUCUGGAAGCAGAUAAAAGGCCGGAAGAUCUGAUGCUUAGUUAUGUCAGUGGUGAGAAGGGAAAGGACAGGUCUGAUCGUGAACUUGUUACUCCUUGGUUCAAGUUUUUGUGGGAGACAUACAGAACAGUACUUGAAAUAUUACGGAACAACUCGAAGUUGGAGGCGCUAUAUGCAAUGACAGCCCACCGAGCCUUCCAAUUCUGUAAGCAAUACAAACGGACAACAGAAUUUAGGCGGUUGUGUGAGAUCAUCAGGAAUCAUCUAUCGAACCUUAACAAAUAUAGAGACCAAAGGGACCGACCUGAUCUGUCAGCUCCAGAGAGCUUGCAGUUGUAUCUUGAUACACGAUUUGAGCAGCUAAAAGUAGCUACAGAGCUUGAACUGUGGCAGGAAGCUUUUCGGUCCAUUGAAGAUAUUCACGGAUUAAUGUGCAUGGUCAAAAAAACUCCCAAGGCAUCCUUGAUGGUGGUCUAUUAUGCGAAGCUAACAGAGAUUUUCUGGAUUUCUUCAAGUCAUCUUUACCAUGCUUAUGCAUGGUUAAAGCUUUUCACACUUCAGAAAAGCUUCAAUAAAAACCUAAGCCAGAAAGAUUUGCAGAUGAUAGCAUCAUCUGUUGUUUUGGCUGCUUUAGCGGUGGCUCCUUAUGAUCACACAUAUGGUGCAUCUCAUUUGGAACUUGAAAAUGAGAGAGAGCGGAAUUUGCGGAUGGCAAAUCUUAUAGGUUUCAAUCUAGACCUGAAACCUGAGAGUAGAGAAGUGCUUUCAAGAUCAUCCCUUCUUUCAGAACUGGUAUCCAAAGGUGUAAUGAGCUGUGUAACACAGGAAGUAAAGGAUCUUUACCAUCUUUUGGAGCACGAAUUUCUACCUUUAGAUCUCGCGGCAAAGGUUCAGCCAUUGUUAUCCAAAAUUUCUAAACUCGGGGGCAAACUCGGCUCCGCUUCUUCUUUGCCUGAAGUGCAUCUCUCCCAAUAUGUUCCUGCCCUCGAGAAGCUUGUUACCCUGAGGUUGCUUCAACAGGUUUCUCAGGUGUAUCAGAUGAUGAAAAUUGAGAGUUUGUCUCAGAUGAUCCCAUUUUUUGAUUUCUUUGCCGUGGAGAAGAUUUCGGUAGACGCUGUGAAACAUAAUUUCAUAGCUAUGAAAGUUGACCAUAUGAAGCAUGUUGUAUUGUUUGGCACUCCGGGUCUUGAAUCUGAUGAUUUGCGAGAUCAUUUGACUGUUUUUGCUGAAUCCUUAAAUAAAGCAAGGGCUAUGAUUUAUCCUCCAACAAAGAAAUCAUCGAAGCUGGGUGAGAUUUUACCCGGACUGGGGGAGAUUGUUGAAAAGGAACACAAGAGACUUCUUGCUCGGAAAUCCAUUAUUGAAAAGAGAAAGGAAGAACAAGAACGUCAACUUUUGGAAAUGGAACGAGAGGAGGAGUCAAGGAGGCUGAAGCAGCUGAAGAUUACAGAAGAGGCCGAGCAGAAGAGGCUUGCAACCGAGUAUGAACAAAGGAACAAGCAAAGGAUCCUCCGGGAAAUUGAGGAGCGCGAGCUUGAAGAAGCGCAAGCUUUGCUUGAGGAACAAGAGAAGCGCAGUAAAAGGAAAGGAGGAAAGAAGCCCAUCUUAGAAGGAGAGAAAGUGACAAAGCAAAUUUUAAUGGAAAGGGCUUUGAGUGAGCAACUCAGAGAGAGGCAGGAAAUGGAGAAGAAAUUACAGAAAUUGGCUAAAACAAUGGAUUAUUUGGAAAGGGCGAAAAGAGAGGAGGCAGCCCCAUUGAUUGAAGCUGCUUUUCAACAACGAUUGGUCGAAGAGAAUGCACUUCAUGAACAUGAACAGCAGCUGGAGACUGAAUUGAGCAGACAACGCCAUGAUGGGGACCUCAAGGAGAAGUAUAGGCUGUCUCGGAUGUUGGAGAACAAGAUCAUAUUUGAGGAAAGAGUGAAGAGCCGUCGAGAGGCAGAAUUCAACCAAAGGAGAGCCGACAGGGAAGAAAGGAUCAACCAGAUUAUUCAAGCUCGGAAACAAGAGAGAGAAGCUUUGAGGAAGAAAAUAUUCUUUGUUAGGUCUGAAGAGGAGAGACUGAAAAAGUUGCGUGAAGAGGAAGAAGCUCGCAAACAUGAAGAGGCUGAGAGACGCAGGAAAGAAGAAGCUGAACGCAAGGCGAAGUUGGAUGAGAUAGCAGAGAAGCAAAGACAAAGAGAACGUGAAUUAGAAGAAAAGGAACGGGUAAGGAGGGAAGCUCUCUUGGGAAGAGCAACUGAUGGGCUUCAUAGACCUUUUGAGCUUCCUGCUGGUCCAGAGCCUGGGGCUGCUGCUGCUGCAGCAGCAGCUGCACCAGCCCCUGCAAAGUAUGUGCCCAAGUUCCGGCGAGGUGGAACUGAAGGCUCAGCGCAGGCUCCUCCAGAUUCUGACAAGUGGGGCGGUGGAAGCAGUAGGCCAGCCCCUCCAGAUUCUGACAAGUGGGGCGGUGGAAGCAGUGGUGGUACCGGGCAGGCCACUUCAGAUACAGACCGGUGGGGUGGUGGUGGUCGCUGGGGCAGUGGUGGUAGUAGACCUGAUGAUCGGAAUCCACCCGGUGAUAGGUGGGGUGGAGGUUCAAAGUCCACUUGGUCAUCAUCUAGGCCUCGUGGUCGCUGAUAAUACCAGAGUCUACAUAAACAUUUUAAGGUGGCCAUUUUUGUCCUGGUUAUAUUUGUUGAAUGAAGGGAAAAUGCACCUGGGAAAACCCUUGAGGAAUAAUUAUUAGUUAAUUAUAGUUUCAAAUUUUGUAGACUUGCAAAACAUUAAAGUGACAUCCUUGACUUUCCUUUUUUCUCUUCUUGUAUGGUAUUGUUGAGAAAUGUUUAUUGUAAUUUGGACCUGUCACUUUCGAAGAGUUGUUUAUUCUUUCUCA
This is a messenger RNA of Populus nigra (black poplar), 3334 nucleotides long. Its product is annotated as eukaryotic translation initiation factor 3 subunit A-like. Gene Ontology annotation, molecular function: mRNA binding; translation initiation factor activity. Lineage: Eukaryota; Viridiplantae; Streptophyta; Magnoliopsida; Malpighiales; Salicaceae. Gene Ontology annotation, biological process: formation of cytoplasmic translation initiation complex; translation reinitiation. Gene Ontology annotation, cellular component: multi-eIF complex; eukaryotic translation initiation factor 3 complex, eIF3e; eukaryotic translation initiation factor 3 complex, eIF3m. The record is from RefSeq and is a predicted model, not a curated record. The coding region runs from base 109 to 3078 and encodes 989 amino acids. The transcript has 14 exons.